Paramecium tetraurelia is the source of this 786-nucleotide messenger RNA. RefSeq lists its product as uncharacterized. The record is from RefSeq and is a predicted model, not a curated record. The transcript is spliced from 4 exons. Lineage: Eukaryota; Ciliophora; Oligohymenophorea; Peniculida; Parameciidae. Gene Ontology annotation, cellular component: catalytic step 2 spliceosome. Gene Ontology annotation, biological process: mRNA cis splicing, via spliceosome. Gene Ontology annotation, molecular function: RNA binding.
AUGACUACAGCACAUAGGCCAACAUACAGACCUGCUAUAGGUGGUAGUGAAUAAGGGGGAAAUAAAAUGCUUGUUCAUUCAAGAUCCUAUCAUUCAAAAGACUUGCCUGCUUAUUUGAUAUUGAAAAUGAGGAAACCUGGAUAGGGUACAUAGGAAGAAUUGGAAUAGAAGGAUUUUAAGAUGGACUUAUUAAAAAGAGAGGAAGAAGGAAAAAGAUAAAGGGAGUUAAAGGCUUUGGGAGUCUCUGAAACUUCAUUAGCCAUAGAAGCAACAUAAAAAAAUUAAAAUAAAGAUGUUCAAGAACCCCAAAUAUUGAAAAAGACUAAAGUGGAAGAAAAGGAAAUUUAUCCUUAGGAUGCUGAUGAUAAGGAAUUUAUUAAAUCUUCAGAUGAUGAAGAAGAAAAUGUAUAAAAACCUGAAAAACCUACUGUGUAAUAAUAAGAAUUGAAAAUCGAAGAAGAUUCAUCAUCCUCCUCUAGCGAUGAAGAAGAUGAUGAUGAAUUAUUAAUGAGAGAGUAUCAAAAAAUUAAAGAACAAAGGGAGAUUGAAGAAAAAAAAAAAAUUUUAGAGAAGUAAGAGUAUUUGGAAAAGAAUAGAGAAGAAGAGAUUAUUAAAGGAAACCCUUUGUUAGUUAGUGAGGAUUAUUCUCUUAAGAAAAAAUGGUAUGAAGAUACUAUCUUCAAAAAUCAAUCGAGACUUGAAGUAAAAGAAAAAUAAAGAUUUAUUAAUGAUGCUGUUAGAAGUGAUUUUCAUAGGAAAUUCUUAAAUAGAUAUAUCUAAAUGUGA